AUGAAGCAGUAUGCUAGUUACGCUACGACUUUUGCCUUCUUUGUACCAGAAUAUCAACCUGUUUCCCAUAACAUAGACUAUUACGCACAUCCUAAAUAUGAAUUCAGCUAUGGAGUCAAAGAUCCUCACACAGGGGACGACAAAGCCCAGCACGAAGAAAGAGAUGGAGAUGUGGUGAAGGGUUACUACACCCUUACUGAACCUGAUGGUACGAAACGUACUGUACAUUAUACAGCCGAUAAACAUAAUGGCUUCAAUGCAAUAGUGGAAAAAUCUGGACCUGCUGUUCAUCCAGAAGUUUAUGGGAAAGCCGUAUCAGCUGCCGUACCAACAUACUAUUACCGCUAG
Anoplophora glabripennis (Asian longhorned beetle) is the source of this 348-nucleotide messenger RNA. RefSeq names its product cuticle protein 19-like. NCBI's taxonomy places the organism in Eukaryota, Metazoa, Arthropoda, Insecta, Coleoptera, Cerambycidae. Gene Ontology annotation, cellular component: extracellular matrix. The transcript has 3 exons. The coding region runs from base 1 to 348 and encodes 115 amino acids. The record is from RefSeq and is a predicted model, not a curated record.